Molecule: messenger RNA, 429 nt
Organism: Coniosporium apollinis CBS 100218
Lineage: Eukaryota; Fungi; Ascomycota; Dothideomycetes
Product: 40S ribosomal protein S16
Exons: 9
Coding region: 1-429 (142 amino acids)
Biological process (GO): maturation of SSU-rRNA from tricistronic rRNA transcript (SSU-rRNA, 5.8S rRNA, LSU-rRNA); translation
Cellular component (GO): cytosolic small ribosomal subunit; ribosome
Molecular function (GO): structural constituent of ribosome; RNA binding
Source: RefSeq, a predicted model, not a curated record
AUGUCGACACAGAGUGUCCAAUGCUUCGGCAAGAAGAAGACUGCGACUGCUGUCGCUCACUGCAAGGCUGGCAAGGGCUUGAUUAAGGUCAAUGGAAAGCCUCUUGGAUUGGUCCAACCAGAAAUCCUCCGAUUCAAGGUGUACGAGCCAGUCUUGAUCCUCGGCCUUGACAAAUUCGCCAACGUCGACAUCCGAGUACGCGUCUCCGGCGGUGGCCACACUUCUCAGAUCUACGCCAUCCGGCAAGCCAUCGCAAAGUCAAUCGUCGCAUACUACCAGAAAUACGUCGAUGAGCACACGAAGAACCAGCUGAAGCAGGCGCUGGUGCAGUACGACAGGACCCUGUUGGUUGCGGAUAACAGGCGUUGCGAGCCGAAGAAGUUUGGUGGUCCGGGCGCCCGCGCGAGGUAUCAGAAGUCGUACCGUUGA